AUGAAGCGGUGCCGCUCCGACGAGCUGCGGCAGCCCGAGGAGGACCCCGGCGCGGCGGCGGCGGAGGCUCCCGGCCCCGCCGCGAUGGAGGCCAAGCCCGGGGAGGCGGCGGCGGAGGCGGGGGCCGGCCCGCCGCCGCGCACCAAGCCGCCCGACCUCAAGAAAAUCCAGCAGCUCUCUGAAGGCUCCAUGUUCGGCCAUGGCCUGAAGCACCUUUUCCACAGCCGCCGGCGGUCGCGGGAGCGGGAGCACCAGAACUCCCAGGACUCGCUGCCACCCCACUACGGCGCCUCCGACCACGACUCCCCCGACGAGAAGGAGCGCUCCCCGGAGAUGCACCGCGUCUCCUACGCCAUGUCCCUGCACGACCUCCCCGCGCGCCCCACCGCCUUCAACCGGGUGCUGCAGCAGAUCCGCUCCCGCCCCUCCAUCAAGCGGGGCACGAGCCUGCACAGCGGCAGCCGGCGGGCCAAGAGCGGCUCGCUGGAGCCCCAGCGGGGCAGCCCCCACCUGGGCCGCCGGGCCCCCCAGGACAGCAGCCUCACCGCCAUCCUGCACCAGCACCAGGGCCGGCCCAGGUCCUCCUCCACCACCGACACCGCCAUCCUCCUGGCCGAGAGCGGGGCCGUGUACCUGCUCACCGAGGACACCGAGGGCCUUGCCGAGAAGCUGGACAAGGGGGACGUGACCGCGCUGAGCCUGCCUUCCAGCACCGGCCACGGCGACGCCGACGGCAACAUCUGCCUGGAUGUCCCAGAGGGCACCCCGGAUCCCCACCGCACCAAAGCCGCCAUUGAGCAUCUGCACCAGAAGAUCCUCAAGAUCACCGAGCAGAUCAAAAUCGAGCAGGAGGCUCGAGAUGACAACGUGGCCGAGUACUUGAAGCUGGCCAACAACGCGGACAAGCAGCAGGCCUCCCGCAUCAAGCAGGUUUUCGAGAAGAAGAACCAGAAGUCGGCGCAGACGAUUGCGCAGCUGCACAAAAAGCUCGAGCACUACCACAAGAAGCUAAAGGAGAUAGAGCAGAACGGGCCGUCCCGGCAGCCCAAGGAUGUCUUCCGGGACAUGCACCAAGGCCUCAAGGACGUGGGUGCCAACGUCCGCUCCAGCAUCAGUGGCUUCGGAGGGGGCGUUGUGGAAGGUGUCAAAGGAGGGCUCUCGGGCUUGUCGCAGGCCACCCACACCGCCGUGGUCUCCAAGCCCCGGGAGUUUGCAAGCCUCAUCCGCAACAAGUUUGGCAGUGCAGACAACAUCGCCCACCUGAAGGACACGCUGGAUGACGGGCACCCCGAGGAGGCAUCGCGGGCUCUGAGCGGCAGUGCCACCUUGGUCUCCAGCCCUAAGUAUGGCAGCGAUGACGAAUGCUCCAGUGCCACCUCAGGGUCGGCCGGUGGCAGCAACUCAGGGGCAGGGCCUGGUGGCUUGGGGAGCCCCAAGUCCAACACCCUGGACAGUCACCACAAUAACUUUGACACCAUCCUGGAGGAGCUCCGGGAGAUCAAGGACAGCCAGUCUCACCUGGAGGACUCCAUGGAGGACCUCAAGGCUCAGUUGCAGAGGGAUUACACCUACAUGACACAGUGCUUGCAGGAGGAGCGGUACAGGUACGAGCGCCUGGAGGAGCAGCUGAAUGACCUCACGGAGCUGCACCAGAACGAAAUGACCAACCUGAAGCAGGAGCUGGCCAGCAUGGAGGAGAAGGUGGCCUACCAGUCCUACGAGAGGGCGCGGGACAUCCAGGAGGCGGUGGAGUCCUGCCUGACGCGGGUCACCAAGCUGGAGCUUCAGCAGCAGCAGCAGCAGGUGGUGCAGCUGGAAGGAGUGGAGAACGCCAACGCCCGUGCCCUCCUGGGCAAGUUCAUCAACGUCAUCCUGGCCCUCAUGGCCGUGCUGCUCGUCUUCGUCUCCACCAUCGCCAACUUCAUCACCCCACUCAUGAAGACCCGCAUGCGCAUCCUUAGCACUGCCCUGCUCGUCCUCUUCCUCCUCUUCCUCUGGAAGCACUGGGACUCCAUCACCUACUUUCUGGAGCACGUGCUGCUGCCCAGCUGAUCCCCCGCCCGGCCGCUGUGGCCCGGGGGACUUGCUGUUUCCAGCAGAGGAGAGGGUGGGAGGGGGGCCGGCGCGCUGGAGCCUUCGUUUAACUUCUUCACGCACUUGGUUGAGUUGCUUUCCCAACCCUGCGCUCUCCCUGCACCCAUCCACGAUUGCGUCCAGCACCCGCAGGGUGGAGAUGAAGCCGGGACCUGUCCAUCCUCUGGGAUGUUCGGGCAGGGCAGGAUGGGGACGGAGGAGGAGUUUUGGAAGAGAAGGGUAAUUUACGUGUCUUUGGGUUGUACUGGGAUCUUUGGGUUGUUUUUCAAUGUCAUUCCAAUGUCCUGGAAGACUGUGGGAAGGAGGUCGUCUCCGCAGCCCACCCCAGGGCUGCUGGCAGGGAGCGCUGAGCCCGAGCCCAGCUGCUGCCGGGCCUCCCCGGGGCAGAGGAGAGCGGGGGCUCGGCUGCGUUUUCUUCCUUCUCCCCGGAAGGUGCGAGCAGCUCGGGCCCGGGAUGCAGCGAAGCAAAGCGCCUGCGACGGGAGCGAGCAACGGUGGGGGCCUCGCGGCGAGCGCGGCCGUCCGUCUGUCCCGUGGCCGUGGUCCCCGGGCGGAGCAGGAUGGCUGUGCACGGCCCCGGUGCUCGCGGGGGCCCCAUGCCAGCGCGAGCGUCCUGCACCCGCUUCCCUCCGUUUAUUUAUUUUUCCCCUCCUUUGGCUUUAGUUGAGCAGAUCUCUUCAGGGACACCUGGACUUGCCAGCAGCACGCCUCCGAGUUUCACAGCCUCCGCAAAGUGUCGUGUGUGCGUGUGUGUGUGUGUGUGUGCGCGCGCGUGCGGUUUUUAAUUUAAUUCGAGACUCUCGUUUUCCAUUUGUGAAUCCAAGCUGGGAGAGCGUGGGGCGG
Rhea pennata is the source of this 2937-nucleotide messenger RNA. RefSeq names its product transmembrane and coiled-coil domain family 2 (gene TMCC2). The transcript is spliced from 5 exons. Lineage: Eukaryota; Metazoa; Chordata; Aves; Rheiformes; Rheidae. Gene Ontology annotation, cellular component: endomembrane system. Gene Ontology annotation, biological process: amyloid precursor protein metabolic process. The record is from RefSeq and is a predicted model, not a curated record. The coding region runs from base 1 to 2052 and encodes 683 amino acids.